AAUGCCAGGGUCCCCCGCGCACCCACGGACGGUGUCCCGUGGAGACCCUGGCGCCUGUGGGACUCUGAUGCCCUUCUGGGUCUGUGUGUCCAUCAUCACCUCUUUGAGGCUGUUGGCACAUUCCCGGCACACCCAGAAGGGCCGCCUCGCGUGCCCGUCCUCUUGCCCAUCCUACCCGUGCAUGUGGCUUUGACACCCAUCCCCAGCAGCGCCUGUCCCCCCAGUCCACCUGUGCCCUCCAGGAUGGCGAUUCUGCCCCACGGCCUGCGGCGGGAGGGCUACACGGUGCAGGUGAAUGUCAACGACUACCUGGACAUCUACUGCCCGCACUACAACGCCUCGGUGCCCGAGCACAAGCUGGAGCAGUACGUGCUGUACAUGGUGAACGCAGAGGGGUACCGCACCUGCAACACCAGCCAGGGCUUCAAGCGCUGGGAGUGCAACCGGCCCCACGCGCCCCACAGCCCCAUCAAGUUCUCGGAGAAGUUCCAGCGCUACAGCGCCUUCUCACUGGGCUACGAGUUCCGCGCGGGGCAGGAGUACUACUACAUAUCCACGCCAACACACAACCACCGCCGGGCCUGCCUGAAGAUGAAGGUGUUUGUCUGCUGCGCCUCCACGUCGCACUCCGGGGAGAAGCUGGCGCCCACCCUGCCCCAGUUCACCCUGCGGCCCGAGGUGAAGAUCGAGGACCUGGAAAACUUCAACCCGGAGAUGCCCAAGCUGGAGAAGAGCAUCAGCGGCACCAGCCCCAAGCGGGAACACUUGCCCCUGGCCGUGGCCGCCGCGCUCUUCCUCAUGACGCUGUUGGCCUCGUAGCUCCCGGGUGCCGCGGGGGCCCGGCCAGCGCCGCUCUGCCGAGUGCGGCCCCCCCGACCUGCUGCCCCUCGUGAGAGCCAGCGCGACCACCACCCCUGCCCGGAGAGCCGCCUGCAGAGCUGCCCCGGGGGCGGGGAUCACGGCACGCACCGGUCCGGAUGGAUUCGCCUCCCGUCCCGCCAGCGGAUGCGGCCACGUCCGCAGGGAUGCGGCCGAGCGCGCUGCGCCCGCCGCCGACACCACCCCGGGGCGCGGGGGUCCUGCCCGCAGCCCCCCGGUGCCCCGUGGCUGCCCCGUGGCUCGGGGGCAGCGCCAAACGGGGGAGCCCGAUGAGAGCAGGGACCCCCGGGGCCGGGCAGCCUGUACAUACCCAUAUAGAUCUAUACAUACUGUACAGAGAGCGACUACAGAGAUAUAUCUAUACUGUACCAUAGGCAGUGGCGCCGGCCCCGGGCUGGCUUGUACAUAGUCGAACGUGUUGGAUUUUCCUCGUCUUCCGUGAAGACCCGACCUAUGCAAACGCACAGACACUUUUUGGGGAAAAAAAAAAAACCAACAAAACAAGACAAAAAAAAAAAAAAAA
Molecule: messenger RNA, 1402 nt
Organism: Hirundo rustica (Barn swallow)
Lineage: Eukaryota; Metazoa; Chordata; Aves; Passeriformes; Hirundinidae
Gene: EFNA3
Product: ephrin A3
Exons: 5
Coding region: 244-819 (191 amino acids)
Biological process (GO): axon guidance; ephrin receptor signaling pathway
Cellular component (GO): plasma membrane
Molecular function (GO): ephrin receptor binding
Source: RefSeq, a predicted model, not a curated record